This is a messenger RNA of Cokeromyces recurvatus, 1355 nucleotides long. Its product is annotated as histidinol-phosphate aminotransferase. Gene Ontology annotation, biological process: L-histidine biosynthetic process. Bases 22 to 1158 code for a protein of 378 amino acids. The transcript has 2 exons. NCBI's taxonomy places the organism in Eukaryota, Fungi, Mucoromycota, Mucoromycetes, Mucorales, Mucoraceae. The record is from RefSeq and is a predicted model, not a curated record. Gene Ontology annotation, molecular function: L-histidinol-phosphate:2-oxoglutarate transaminase activity; pyridoxal phosphate binding.
UUUUUUUUUUUUUGAACACAAAUGUCAAAAUUCGAUCUUUCAAAAAUUAUUCGCCCUAACAUCUUAGCAUUAAAGCCCUAUCGUUGUGCUCGUGAUGAUUACAGUGAAGGUAUUUUAUUAGAUGCUAAUGAAAAUGCCUAUGGUCCUUCCUUAGCCUCUAAUCCUCAGGGCGAUCUCAACAGAUACCCAGAUCCUUAUCAAAUUCAAGUCAAAGAACUUCUUACUAAAUUGCGUGGACUUAAUUCCGUUAAAAAUCUUUUUUUGGGUGUUGGUUCAGAUGAAGUGAUUGAUUUAGUCAUUCGUGUUGCAUGUGUACCUACCAAGGAUAAGAUUUUGAUUACACCACCUACAUAUGGCAUGUAUUCCGUAUGUGCUCAAAUUAAUGAUGUUGAAGUUGUCAAGUCACCUUUGAAUGUUAAAGAUGGCGCUUAUCAAUUAGAUUUAGAUAAUUUGUUUAGUGCUUUGAAAGCAAAUCCUGAAAUAAAGAUUAUCUUUUUAUGUUCACCAGGUAACCCUACUGGUACUUGUCUCAGUCAUGACAGUAUCCGUGCCGUUCUUGAAUCAGAUUUCCAAGGUUUAGUCGUUGUUGAUGAAGCCUAUGUUGAUUUCGUAGAAAAGGAAGAAGGCUCUGUAGCUGCUUGGGUUGAUAAAUACCCUAACUUGGUUGUGAUGCAAACACUCAGUAAGAGUUUUGGCUUGGCUGGUAUCCGUUUGGGUAUUGCUGUUGGACACCCCGACUUGAUUCAAAUUUUCAAUAAUACCAAGGCACCCUAUAAUAUUAGUACACCUACUGCUCUUAUUGCCAAGGAGGCAUUAUCAGACGAAGGAUUGACAAAGAUGUAUGAUCAUCGUAAACGACUUAUUGCUCAACGAGGACUUUUAAUCGAAAAGGUGCAAACACUUAAAGGGGUAGGACGUGUCUUGGGUGGUAAUGAUGCCAACUUUAUUCUUAUGGAAAUUUUAAACAAUAACGGCAAAGCAGAUAAUGAACGUGCACUUAAGAUUUACUCAUUAAUGGCCGAAAAACUAGGUGUCGUUGUUCGUUUUAGAGGCACAGAAUAUGGAUGUGAAGGAUGUUUGAGAGUUACGAUUGGCACUGAAGAGGAGAAUAAAACAUUAUAUAAUAUGCUAGAAAAAGCAUUAGAAUCCAUUCAAUAGUAAUGUAGAACAAAUAAUAAAAUGUCAUAUUAUAUAAGCACAUGUACAAUAUAUGAUUUAUGUUACAAGUAAUUUAUACUUUUUUUGGGCAUUGAGACUUAUUUAAUCUUUAAAUUUCCUUUUAUAAACAAUUUUUUCAAGCUUAUUGUGUUUUAGUAGCGAUUCAGUAUAAUAAAGGUUCUUUUUUUUACUUCAAG